AUGGAUGCUGUCAAAGCGAUCCAAGACCAAGUAAACAAGCUUUGCGCGGAUAUGCAAAGUGGCCUAGACGCUUGUAAGAAGGCGUCAACCAGUGCGGGUACUAGCACGAUGCUAGCGGCUCCAAGGAUCGACUAUCCAAAGCCUAGGGAGUUCGAUGGAAAGCGAGAUGCAAAAGAGCUAGAUGAUUUCCUAUGGCGAUUGGAAAUAUAUUUUGAGGGUGUGAACAUUUUGGAUGAAGCUACUACGGUACGUACUUCGACUAUGUAUCUUACCGACACCGCGGCUCUAUGGUGGCGACGUAAGCACGCCGACAUAGAAAAGGGUGCUUGUAGGAUAGAUAGUUGGGAUGAUUUCAAGAGGGAAUUGAAACGCCAAUUUUAUCCCGAAAAUGUAGUAUAUGAGGCCCGUAAAAAGCUUAGGGAGUUGAAACAUAAGGGCACUAUUCGCGAUUAUGGCAAGGAGUUUACUACCCUUGUGCUUCAAAUCCUGAGCAUGUCAGAUGAAGAUCUAUUGUUUCACUUUACCAACGGAUUACAAAAUUGGGCGAAGCAAGAACUUCAACGUCGGGGAGUGAAGACAGUAGACGAGGCUAUUGUGGUGGCCGAAUCUUUAACCGAGUUCCAAAGGAGCACGGAUUCAUCGAAAUCUUCUAAAAGCUUUAAGAGUAACUCGGCUAAAGGCGGGGGAGAGAAGAAAGAUUACCAUAAGUCAUCAUUCUUCAAAGGUGGUAACACUUACAAACCUUUCCCCUCGCGAAAAAAUUAUGAGGAAAAGAAGAAGGCCUCGACGGGCUCUCAAAGUGGAUGCUUCGUGUGCAAGGGGCCACACUUAAUGCGUGAUUGCCCUAAACUUGGCACAUUGGCGGCUAUGGCGGAGGAACGGGAUUCAUCCUCUUGCCAAGAGCAAAGGGCGGAACAUUUUAGUUCAUUGCAACUUCUUAACGCUCUCAAUGCUAAGGUCGUUCCGGCUUCCAAUAAUGACCGAGGAUUAAUGUAUGUGGAAGCUCAAGUAAAUAGUCGGCCCGCACUAUCAAUGGUAGAUACGGGAGCUACCAACAACUUCAUUACUGAAGAUGAGGCUAGAAGGUUGGGCCUCACAAUCACUAAAAGUGGUGGUCUUAUGAAAGUCGUGAAUUCUCCAUCAACGCCCCUUGGUGGCAUAGUUCAAGGGGUGGAAAUUCAAUUAGGCACUUGGCAUGGCCAAGUGGAUUUUUCGGUGGCUACAAUGGAUGAUUUUCGCUUGGUUCUCGGGUUGGACUUCAUGAGGAAGGUCAAUGCUAUUCCUAUGCCUUCCUUUGGCUCGGUUUGCAUCUUGGAGAGGGGUUCUCCAUGUAUGGUUCCUACGGUAGCUAGGACGAAAGCAAGAGGGCAGCUUUCGACCAUGCAACUAGCAAAAGGGCUAAAGAAAGGAGAGGCGACGUAUUUGGCAGCAUUAAAAAUGGAGGACCAAGUUGAGGAAGUUGUGGGUGACGAUAAUGUGCCCAAAGUCAUCAAGAAUGUCCUUGAAGAAAAUAAGGACGUGAUGCCGCCGGAGUUACCCAAGAAAUUACCACCUAGGAGGGAGGUGGAUUAUAAGAUUGAGUUGGAAUCGGGAGCCAAACCACCAUCCAUGGCACCCUAUCGGAUGGCACCGCCGGAGCUGGAAGAACUUCGAAAGCAAUUGACGGAGUUACUUGACACGGGGAGGAUACGACCUUCGAAGGCACCUUAUGGCGCUCCGGUCUUGUUCCAAAAGAAGCAUGACGGAUCGUUACGCAUGUGUGUAGAUUACCGAGCGCUCAACAAGGUAACCAUUAAAAACAAGUAUCCUAUUCCUUUGAUUGCUGAUUUAUUUGAUAGACUUGGUAGUGCAAAAUAUUACACAAAGGUGGAUCUACAAAAGGGAUACUACCAAGUACGGAUUGCAGAAGGGGAUGAGCCUAAGACAACAUGCAUCACUCGAUAUGGCUCAUUCGAAUGGUUGGUAAUGCCUUUUGGCUUAACCAACGCCCCGGCCACAUUUUGCACAUUGAUGAAUAGGAUUUUCCAACCUUACUUGGACAAGUUCGUGGUGGUAUACUUGGAUGACAUUGUCAUCUAUAGCGACAACUUGGAGGAUCACGCAAAACAUCUCCGAACGGUGUUCCAAGCAUUGCGGGAGAAUGAGCUAUACAUCAAAAAGGAAAAAUGUUCCUUUGCCAAGGAGGAGGUGCACUUCCUUGGACAUAUUAUUGGCCACGAGCGCUUGAAGAUGGAUGAGGCAAAAGUAAAAGCAAUCAAGGAGUGGGAAGCACCAACCAAGGUAACCGAACUUCAUUCUUUCCUUGGUCUAGUUAAUUAUUAUCGGCGGUUCAUCCAGGGCUACUCAGCAAGGGCAGCCCCACUAACGGACCUAUUGAAAAAGAAUAAGACAUGGGAUUGGUCCGAGAAAUGUCAAACGGCCUUUGAUGAUUUGAAGGCGGCCGUGAUGGAGGAACCGGUCUUGGCAUUGCCAGAUUUUACCAAGACCUUUGAAGUACAAACGGAUGCCUCAGACUUUGCUAUCGAGGGUGUUCUAAUGCAAGAAAGGCAUCCCAUUGCUUUUGAAAGUCGCAAGCUCAACGACACUGAGCGUCGGUAUACGGUGGCAAGAAAAGGAAAUGACAGCUAUUGUUCAUUGCCUACGAGUGUGGCGUCAUUACUUGUUGGGAUCAAAAUUCAUCAUCAAGACGGAUAA
Olea europaea var. sylvestris is the source of this 2694-nucleotide messenger RNA. RefSeq lists its product as uncharacterized. Lineage: Eukaryota; Viridiplantae; Streptophyta; Magnoliopsida; Lamiales; Oleaceae. The transcript has a single exon. The record is from RefSeq and is a predicted model, not a curated record. Bases 1 to 2694 code for a protein of 897 amino acids.